This is a messenger RNA of Aspergillus campestris IBT 28561, 4760 nucleotides long. RefSeq names its product NACHT and WD domain protein. The record is from RefSeq and is a predicted model, not a curated record. NCBI's taxonomy places the organism in Eukaryota, Fungi, Ascomycota, Eurotiomycetes, Eurotiales, Aspergillaceae. Gene Ontology annotation, molecular function: protein binding. The transcript is spliced from 4 exons. The coding region runs from base 23 to 4660 and encodes 1545 amino acids.
CAAUAAUUCAGUGCUAGGAGAUAUGUACGGAAUAGAGAAGUUUCGCAGGCGUUCCACAGCAGACAAACGCACCAGUCGAUCUGACAGAGCCUGGAGCGGGCUUAGUGGGCUGACCAUUGAUGGCAAAGGCAACACCUCAAGUGACGUUACAGAUGUCGACGUGGAUUUCUCGGGUGAAUACCAAGACUUUAAAGGCCCUCUGGGACUGAGUCUCCUCCACAAUGUGCCGGAACCCGUCGUCGAUUUCAUCUUCAUCCACGGCCUGGGAGGUGGUUCGCGGAAAACAUGGUCCAAAUCCCCAGACCCUUACCAUUACUGGCCCAAGGAGUGGCUAUCUCGAGAUCCAGAAUUUAGCUCCGUUCGGGUCCACAGCUUUGGGUAUAAAGCGGACUGGGCAGAACGGAAGUCAAGUUUCUUGAAUAUUCAGGACUUCUCCCUGGCUCUGCUCGGUGAAAUUCAGUGCAGCCCUGAGAUUAGGCGAAGCAAUGCAUAUAUCUUAGCCCGGGAAGAUCCAACCUUGAAGGACAUUGCUAGCAGGAUUGAUACCCUUUUCUUCUUGGCGACACCACAUCGUGGGGCUGAUCUGGCAGGAACAUUGACCAAUGUUCUGAAGGUAUGUUUCGGUCAGAAGCAUUUUGUGACGGAGUUGGAACGCAACUCAGCGUCGCUUCAAUCAGUCGACGACAGCUUCCGCUAUUUCGCGCACGAUCUCCAACUGUGGUCAUUCUAUGAGACCCUCCCAUCCAGCCUACCCCUUGGCAAUGCAAUUAUCGUCGAGAAAGAACCGGCGACUCUUGGACUUCCAAAAGAACGGGUGUUCCUUCUGAACGCCGACCACCGAGCAAUAUGCAAAUUUGAAAGCCCAACGGAUGCCAACUAUAAGACCCUGAGGAACGCGUUCAUCACUACCAUUGACUCGAUUCAGGCCGCAGUCCCCCAGCAUACAUCCGAUACGUCCAAGUCCGACUACGCCAACCUCAUCGCCCUAACCGGUGUGAGCGAGGCCCCUAUCGAUAAUCUUAUAGCCCUAGAAGACCGCCGUGUUGCGGGAUCAUGCGAAUGGCUGAACUCGAGAGAGGAAUACAUCACGUGGAAAUCAGCACCAUCCACGAGCCGGCCGAUAUUUUGGCUGACAGGCGACGCAGGGAGCGGCAAGUCCGUGCUAUCCAGCUACGUAGUAAACGACCUCGAAGAAAACGGCGAUCAAUGCAGUUACUUUUAUUUCAGCCAAGGCAGUGCUAACAACUGUUCUAUUACGAGAUGUCUGCUCUCGCUUGCUUUCCAAAUGGGCCAACAAGAUGCAGCCGUUCUCCGGAAUUUGUCGAGGUCCUACGGAGGGUCACAGAGUCUGGAGCAGCUGGACGAGAGAACCCUGUGGCGGAAAGCGUUCCUGGGGUCUAUUUUUACCAGCCACAGCGUUGGACCGCAUUAUUGGGUCAUUGAUGCAAUUGACGAGUGUCGAAGGCUCCCUGUUCUUCUUUCGCUGCUGUCCAAGGCACCAUCGCAUUUGCGUAUUUUCCUGACGAGUCGUCACACAACUGAAGUGCACCAGAGUAUUCUCUCAAACAGUCAGAUGGUUGAGCACUAUUCUAUGCAAGAACAGGACACUAUCGCUGACUUGGGGAUCUAUAUCGACUCCAGGAAACAGUUUCUUCCAGUCGGUGACAACGACGGCCAGCAGGUGUUGAAGACCAAAAUACUAGAACGAGCCGGGGGGUCUUUUCUGUGGACUUCCCUCGUGGUCCAAGAGCUCGAGAGCGUAUACUCGGAGGAGGCAGCGGAGGAAGUCCUCAACGAGGUGCCCGCGGAUAUGAACGAUCUGUACGCCAAAAUGUUAGCAAGCGUACCGCCAAAGGGCCUUAGACUGGCGAGGUCGCUUUUCAUUUGGACCCUGUUGGCAAUGCGACCAUUGUCCCUGGACGAGUUGAAGACAGCCAUCAAGUUGGAUACAGGCGAGACUGUCCACAAUUUGCCGAACGUGAUCAUGGCGAUCUGCGGACAGCUGAUCGGGGUGAGUUACAAUGGCCAGGUUCAGUGCAUCCAUCAGACUGCAAAGACGUUUCUCCUCCACCAAGAUGUCGUGCCGUCUUUAACAAUCAAUAAAUCAAAGGCCCACUCCAGAAUCGCAGAGUUGUGUCUCAGGUCCUUGAGCGCGAGAUUCAGCAAGAGGGCUGGCCGGGGGGCUAGGACACCAGCAGCGUCAUCAGCAUCAGAGUCCGAUAUUGCAGACUAUGCUGCCUUGUACUUUUCCGACCAUUUGCAACGAUGUGCAUCAGAAGAUUCUACUGCUUGGAAGCUGUUGGCAGAGUUCCUAGAGAAUCAUGUGCUGAUGUGGAUCGAGUACCUGUCCCAAACAAGAAGACUGCAGCAUUUAACGCGCACCGCAAAGAACCUGAAAGCCUACCUCAUGCGCCGUCUCAAGCACAUCCAGCCUUUUUCAAACGAGAAGGAGAACCUAGAAUCAUGGAUUCACGAUCUCAUCAGACUCAAUGCGAAAUUCCGGGCCCCUUUGACAGUCUGCCCGUCUGUCAUUCAUAGCGCAGUCCCCGCGCUUUGUCCCUCCGAGUCAGUAAUCUCGAAGACCUACGCUGCACGCCCUCGGGGAAUUAUUUUGCGAGGCGCUAGGGAGGCAAACUGGGAUGAUUGUUUAUCCAGGAUUGAGUAUUCUGAGACGCAGACCAGCGCCGUUGCUUACGGUGAUCACUAUCUAGUAGUCGCAGUGUCGGACGGAACGAUAUUUCUGUACCCCCGCGACUCGACAGAGCCUAGCAACACGCUUUCUCAUGGCGAGCGAGUACUAAUUCUCGUUUUAAGCAAUGAUGGCUUGUACCUUGCGUCGAGUGGCCCGCGAACCAUCCGAGUCUGGGACACUCAGACGCAGACGCAGAUUCGGAGUUUCGACGUUCAGCACCGCCCCCUUGCGCUGGCUUUUGCGGAUGAAAAUACCUGUCUGGUGGCAGUGACCAGCGGAAGCUAUACGAUGUCAUGGGACCUGCAAAGUGACGAAAACGAGGAAGAAGUCUGGCGGUGGGCUAGCAGUUUCCACGAAGCAACGGGCGAAGCGAAGCCCGUCCAACCCCCAGGAAAGGCCAUCCUGUCGGAAGACUGCACCGUUCUUGCCGUGAGCUACAGAGGAAAGCCAAUCUAUCUUUUUGACAUGAAAUCGGAGUCAAUGAUUGGGUCCUGCAACAGGUCUUCUGCUGGCGCCAAAGGAAGCCAAUACGUCGUUGACGGCAUGGCCUUCAAUCCGAAUCCCGAGAUCAAUGUUCUGGUAGCGUCAUACGGAGACGGAGGGAUAGCCGUAUUCGAUCAAUGGACCGCCGAGCUAUGCUACCAAACGCAGGAUGUGUUCGCUCAUACCCUAGCCUGCUCGCCGGAUGGACGCAUGUUGAUCACAGGAAGCGCGCGGGGCACGAUCCAGCUGUUUGAAUUUUCCGGUGCGCGAGGCACAAACCUGACACUGACGUAUCGGAUCAAUGCCUUUGAGGACGGAAUCCGCGGUAUUGCAUUUAGCAGCGACAGCCUGCGCUUCGCUGAUAUUCGAGGCUCCCAGUGUCGCAUAUGGGAGCCGAGUGUGCUUGUCGCUAACGACUUUGACGAGGGCAGCCAGAGCGAUCUUAGCCAGGCUGUUACGCUCAAUCCACGCUCUGUCGGUAUGCUCGAGGGGCCCCCGGAGGCCGAUAUCACCGCUGUUUGUCUGCAUCCCAGUGGGCAAUACCUGUUUUAUGCAAAACAGGACGGCACCGUGUCGUAUUUCGAUGUCCCGGGUGCCACUCAUCGCGGAGUUCUCUAUCAGCAUGCGCAGAAUAUUAGAAUCAAUUGCAUUGCGUACUGCGAACAUGCUGGUCUGCUGAUUACCGGGGACGAAUCCAGUCGGAUUCUGGCGACCCAGAUCAAGUCUACGUCUAGUGGCUGCGAGCUGGUUUCUACAGUCAUUGACAUGCGCUCAGAUUAUCCCGUUUUAACCGUGCUUGUCAACAGCAGUGGCACUAGGCUGUUUGUUCAAGGAAGGGACUCGGCUCAGGUGUGGACAAUGUCCGGGUCGAAAACCGACACGAAGUUUGACUUGCGGUCCAGCGACGAUUCCACUUUCUUAAACCAUCCUUUACAGCCCGAUGUUUUCUUAUCCAUUAGCCCUAAUCAUACCGCAGCGUACACCUGGGAUGACUCGAAAGAGAAUGACACUACAGCACGUCAGGGUACACACGACUCCACAUCCCCAGAUGUGGCACAUCUAACUACCCCUCAAAAACACGUUGCCAUUCUCAGCACAUCGCACGACAGUACGGAAAAGAACCAUCCCUACGAACUAAAAAUAUGGGACGCUUCCCAGAUAUCCACGAACGGAGACUUUCCCGACCCCCUUGCCCUUCCUGACUUUGAACAUAUAUCCGCCAACAUGCGCCAGAUCAUCCAUGUAGACAAGAGUCUUAUGAUAUUCUUGGAUAAAGAUUUAUGGAUAUGCAGCGUGGACAUCACGCAGUGGGCUGCGCACAAACAGGGCGCAAAACGACACUUUUUCCUCCUGUCGGAGUGGAAGGGCAGCACGCACGACUUUUUGAUCGAAUAUAUUCCCUUGAGACGGGAGUUUGCCAUAGUCCGAAAGCACGACAUUCUCAUCAUUCGACGGGGUCUCGAUGUGGGGACUCCGUUAGACUAAUGCACUAUACAAUCUUUUGGAAAGAUGUCUGUGCCAUUGGUGCGGGGGAACAGUUGAUACGCUAGGCUAGAUACAUACAUACAAUGAUAGAAAUGCGUCC